CCCCCUUGUCCUUCCCCAUUGUGAUUCAUUUGCACAUUUGGAAAGUGUUGUUUUUCUUUUUUUCAUUUGCAUUGCAAAGCAAAAACCUUGCAAAUUGCAAUGGCUUCCAACAAGGUUAUUGCCACCAUCUUGGUUCUUUCUCUCCUUGCCUACUCAACAUCAUUCACCAAUGCAUGUCGCACAUGCCACCCAAAACCUACUCCUUCUCCCCCUCCUCCAUCAGGGAAGUGCCCCAAGGACACAUUGAAGCUAGGGGUGUGUGCUGAUGUUCUAGGACUUGUUAAUGUUGUUGUUGGUUCCCCUGUCUCUAGCAAGUGUUGUGCAUUGCUUGAAGGUUUGGCUGAUUCGGAGGCUGCACUUUGCCUUUGCACUGCUAUUAAGGCCAAUGUUCUUGGAAUCAACUUGAAUGUGCCUAUCACACUCAGUGUGCUACUCAGUGCUUGCCAAAAAACUGUUCCUGCUGGCUUCCAAUGUGCAUAGAACUCCAUCACAUGCUAGGUUCAUUCCAUCACCUGUGUCCUCAAAUUGUUGUUUUGUUUUAGUUCUUCUUUGUGCUAUGACACGUUUCAUUUUAAUAAUAAGCUAGGUAAACACGUGUUUGCCUUAGUUAGUAACCUUUUCUCUUUUCUAGUAAAUUUGGGGAACUUUGAUUAUUGUAAUUUUUACUUUUGGGGUAUAUUGGAGGUGGAAAAUGUUAAGUAGAGAAAGAGAGUGACUUCCUUAGGGGAUGAUUAAACCUCUGAUGGCAUUGUUAAACCUUAAAGACCAAUGUUAGUCGACAAAAUUGUAUGCAAAUUGUAAUGUACGUUACAAUCAAGUGUGUGUAUUAUCAAUUUAUGUUAACUACGGUCUAUUAUUUUUUUUA
Molecule: messenger RNA, 865 nt
Organism: Glycine soja
Lineage: Eukaryota; Viridiplantae; Streptophyta; Magnoliopsida; Fabales; Fabaceae
Product: 14 kDa proline-rich protein DC2.15-like
Exons: 1
Coding region: 100-480 (126 amino acids)
Source: RefSeq, a predicted model, not a curated record